Adelges cooleyi (spruce gall adelgid) is the source of this 2654-nucleotide messenger RNA. RefSeq lists its product as uncharacterized. The transcript has 11 exons. Bases 190 to 1932 code for a protein of 580 amino acids. Gene Ontology annotation, cellular component: plasma membrane. The record is from RefSeq and is a predicted model, not a curated record. NCBI's taxonomy places the organism in Eukaryota, Metazoa, Arthropoda, Insecta, Hemiptera, Adelgidae. Gene Ontology annotation, biological process: iron ion transport. Gene Ontology annotation, molecular function: oxidoreductase activity; copper ion binding.
UACAUAUUACCACCAAGUUUCACUCAAGUGAAUUGUUGUUCUUACUCAAUGUAUUAACUAAUCGUCACAGUGCCAGUGCCGGCCAAACAUAAUCGUAUAAACCGCAAUAGUUUUAGUUUACCAACGAAAAAAAUAUAGUAUCUGUUUCUAUAAUGCUUUUGUUGAGUUCGUAAUAAUUUCUGUGCAAACAUGGCAAACGAAAACCACGUAUUGUGCGCUUGUAUGUUUCGGAUAUCCAUUCUGAUCGGUCUCCUGUCUGUAGUAGUCACUAUAAUAUACUAUACGCCAAUACCAGAUUUCGAAUCCUCGAAAGAAAACUGUGAUAGAGAAUGCCACGAACUCGAAUGGCCGCUAAUUUGCCGGUACAAAAUCGUUUUAGAAACUCAAGGCGCUCAAAGUAAUUAUCAAAAAUGUUUACACAAUCAAACGAAUAACGAUGUCUAUUGUGGCAAAACCUCAAAUAAAAUUAUUACUGCCAAUAAACAAUACCCCGGUCCGACAAUUAAAGUAUGCCAAAGCGACAUUAUAGUGAUAGAUAUUGUAAACCGAAUACCAGGACACAGCUUGUCGUUACACUGGAGAGGUCAAUAUCAAAAAGAAACGCCGGUAAUGGACGGAGCACCGAUGAUUACACAAUGCUCGAUAUUGCCACACACUACGUUCCAGUACAAAUUCAGAGCCACUGAAGCCGGUACUCAUUGGUGGCAAGUGCUAUCUGGGGACGAAUUAACGGACAAAUUGUUUGGGGGAUUUGUGGUGAAACAAUCAAGACGUCAAGAUCCUCAUUUUAAUUUGUAUGAUCAUGACGAAGAUACUUUGUUGAUUGAAAACGCUGCUGAGAACGGUACAUACGCAAUGCGAGUCAACGGAAUUUUAUUGAAUACAUCGAUGACGGUAAAGACCAACUCUAGAUAUAGAUUCAGAGCGAUAAAUUUCGGUGGUGAUUUGCGGUGUCCACUUCGAAUAACAGUCGACCAACACUAUUUAACAAUAAUAGCGAUGGAUGGCCACGGAAUGGAACCAAAAACCGUCAGUGAUCUGGAAAUGAAACCUGAUGAGACUUUGGAUUUUGUCCUCACAACACGCCAAGGCAAAGGCGAUUUCGACAUGGUUUUCGAAUCCGUUGGUCGGUGUGUGUACUUGAAUCUCACCUACACGAUGACAAUAAACUACAAUUCAUCAUUAAACGACAUCAUAAAUGAUAUGAAAAAUCCAAUUCGCAACAUGAAGGCCGAACUGUCGAAUUCGCAGACAACUAGUUUGUCGGCAUUACCUCACGAAUUAUCUGCGCCUUACAUCGAACAAACCAUUUAUUUAGGAUUUUCAACCGUCAAAUAUCAUUUUGGAACAAUGUGGUCAAUGCCGAAUUUCAACAAUAUAUCGAUGGUACUGCCGUCCGAGCCGCUGCUUCUAAAUCAACCAGAAGACAUUGACGUUUGUGAAACUGGGCUUUUGCCUAAAAGAUGUCGACCAGAGCAUAGGUUUUGCGAGUGUACGCACAUCGUCGAGUUACCUUUGGGAUCUGCCACAGAACUGGUCCUCUUUGACGCAGGCACAGAAGAUAGAACGGGCGAACCGCAUUCGUUCCAUCUUCACGGUUACAGCUUGCACGUGGUUGGUGAAAAGCAGAAGGCAUACGUCCGUUCUGUAGAGCAAGCAAGGAAACUGGACAAAGCCGGAAAGUUAUUAAUAAGGACACUCGACAGCUCCUUACUGAAGAACACGUUUUCUGUUCCUCCCGCAGGCGUAACAGCAGUGCGGUUUAUUGCUGACAAUCCUGGAUUUUGGUUGUUCAGGAGUGAAAAGACGUCGGUGUGGUCAAAUGGGUUGUCGUUAAUUUUUAAAAUUAUUCCUUCGGGAAGUUUCCCUCCAGUGCCAGAAGAUUUCCCGAGAUGCGGAAAUUUCAUAGGCCCGGAUUUUUUUUUAGCUUAAGUUUUAAUGUUAAAAACCAAAAAAAUAAUCGUUACCGCUAUCGAUUGAUCUCCAACAUUAUUCAAUAAUAUAUAAGCUACAGCCUACCGUCAUUAUUAAAUAAAUAGGUAGAUGUUUUUUAUUUUACUUGGUAUUAUUGUCAUCAUCUCUUGUUAAUUUAUAGGAAUAUUUAAUUCGACCCUUGUUAGCUAUAGUCAACGUUUUGGUAAUUUUGGUGAUAUAAUAUUAAAUUCCGAUUUUAAACAUUUUAAUUAAAACAUGCAUGAACAGUGAAAACAACUGUAACGCUUUUCUACAGUCUUCUGUAUUAAAACCAUUUGUAUACUACUGAUUGCACGUAGCUAUGAUGAUAUUGCAUAAUAUUAGUUGUUAGAAAAUCGUUUAGUUCUAUAGUUAUACAUAUAUGACUCUUAUGCUCUUUAAAUUAUGUGUGUUCAGAACAUGCAUAUUUCAAAUGAAUGAAAUGACGCUCAAUUAAAAUAGAUUUUUUAACUAUAGUUUUGUUUAUUAAUAUUAUACUGUUAAAAGGAUUAUGUUUAAGUAUUAUCAUUUUACAAAUGUAUACUAUGUUAAGCUACAUGUUGAGCUACACUAUUAAUAUUUUAUAUAUUAGAUUAUAUAUAAUCUGCGGCAGGUAAUCGCCUGUCUUUCCUACACCAAGUUAUAAUAUUAUUUAUUAAUUUGUAUGAAAUAAACAAUAAACAAAUGGUCGCCAAAUUAAA